Vicia villosa (hairy vetch) is the source of this 758-nucleotide messenger RNA. RefSeq lists its product as uncharacterized. The coding region runs from base 159 to 479 and encodes 106 amino acids. The transcript has 2 exons. The record is from RefSeq and is a predicted model, not a curated record. NCBI's taxonomy places the organism in Eukaryota, Viridiplantae, Streptophyta, Magnoliopsida, Fabales, Fabaceae.
AGGUAUAAUAGUGUCUUCAAGAAAAACAACGAAAACGCAAAUAACGUAGCUGGAGUUUGAUGUUAGAUCGCAGCUUUGUGAAAUAGUUUUGAAGUAACAUCCCAACUAGAUUUUCUAGAGAGAGAGAGUGAUUUUUCUAGAGAGAGAAAGAAAGAGGCAUGAUGCAACCCCGAAGAUCUCCGCGAAACCCUUUCCUCUUUGCCUUGAUCUCUCUGCAACUGCAAUUCCUUUCUGGCCUAGCCGACAACAACCCAUCAGAUCCCAAGAGUGCAAAUAAAGAUGUGAGUGAACAUGUUUCCAAAGGUUCUACGGGUCUCAAGAUACUUCUUAUAUUACUUGGUGUGGUAGCAGUCAUAGCAUCUGGUGUUUUUCUUUUCAAAUUAUGGCAAAGAAAGAAGAGAGAAGAACAGCAUGCUCGGCUUUUGAAGCUGUUCGAAGAUGAUGAUGAACUUGAGGUUGAACUCGGUAUGCGGGAUUAACAACUUAUCUUGUUCAUUCACACACACUUGAAAAUUUGCACAUCAACAAGACCAUGAUCCUUUUCCAUUCAAACUCCAGCAGAGGUUAUAUUUCGAAAUGUCUGAACUUGUCUCUAGUUUGUUCCUCUCAUGAUUUGGCAUGGGAGAUUUAGGCCAUCAGCUUGAAGCAUUUUUAUAUUUUAUUAUUGUAAAAUCAUUUUGUAAAUCAUAUAUGUUGAUUCUUCUUAAUAACAAGAUAUCAAUCAAAGUUUGUCUAAGAAAUUUGUUACUCUUCUGCUA